Messenger RNA from Aspergillus uvarum CBS 121591, 1637 nucleotides. RefSeq names its product Rad1/Rec1/Rad17 family repair protein. The coding region runs from base 297 to 1475 and encodes 392 amino acids. Gene Ontology annotation, biological process: DNA damage checkpoint signaling; DNA repair. Lineage: Eukaryota; Fungi; Ascomycota; Eurotiomycetes; Eurotiales; Aspergillaceae. The record is from RefSeq and is a predicted model, not a curated record. The transcript has 2 exons. Gene Ontology annotation, cellular component: checkpoint clamp complex.
CUAUGCUUACCAAUCGAUCAGACCGUUCAUUCACCAGCAUUGCACUAUUCGGCGUCCCAGCAUCGCUGGCCUUUGGCUUCGGAGCCGUCUAUAUGAUCUGUGCCGUUGGAGUUUACGUUUAAAGUUCCAGUUACCUCCUCUGAUACCCAUGUACCAUAUACUGGAAAGUUGAGAACACAAGAAAAACGAAGCAUAUAACUACACCACCUUUGUCUCCCUCUCAUUGCACUCCUCAUAUAACCUAAUCCACAACCACAUCGUACCGCUGCCACCGCGCUCAGUCCGAGCAGACAACCAUGGUGGACGUGGAACCCAUCUUCACCGCGGUCUCCAGCAACGCCCACCACCUCUACACUCUCCUUCAAUGCAUCGGAUUCGCACCCAAGGCCUCGGUGCAGCUCACGCCCGAUGGCAUCCGCUUCUCCGUGGAAGAAACCCGAACGGUGCAGGGGCUUGCAUUCCUCGACAAAGCCCUCUUCACCAGCUACACCUUCAAUCCACCACCACCACCACCACCACCACCACCACGAGCCGCUGCUCCCACCCCCGACGAGCAUAACCACGAUGACACCGAUUCCCCCACCACCGACCCAACACCCUACUACCCCUGCUUCGAAAUCUCCCUGACCGCCCUCCUCGAAACCCUCAAGAUCAUCGGCAUCAACGACAGCUCCACCACAUCCGGCGGCAGCGGCUCCUCCCGCGCCGGCAGCGUGCAACCGGGCCCCUCCCACAGCGCCUUCACCACCCCCGCCCUCCUCCUCGACCGCUCCUGCACCCUCCGCUACGACACAGAAGGCAGCCCGCUGAGCAUCACGCUCACCGAGACGGGCAUCAAGACCAUCUGUGAAUUGACCACGUACGAGCCCGAAGGCGGCGAGGUCGAGAUCCCGCUGCAGCGCGACGCGAUCAUCAUGAAGAUCAUCAUGCGGUCGGCCUGGCUGCACAACGCCAUCACCGAGCUGGCGGCCACGAACCCGGCCACCCUCCGGAUCUCGGCCUCCGCCACCCAGGAGCCGUUCUUCGCCUUGUCCGGCGCCGGCGGCUCGUUCAGCGAGUCCUCCGUCGAAUUCUCCGUCGAGAAUCAGACCCCCACCAUCGCCUCCGGUGCCGCGGCUAAUGAUGGCCAUGACGAAGGUGCCUCCCGCGCCAAAAGAGCCCGCCUCGCCCCGACAGUCACCGAGACCUUUUUGGUGAGCCCCCUGUCGUCAUCGUCGUCGGGGGGCUCGCGCAUCCGACAGGAUUACAGGUUCAAGGCGGUUCAGAAAGCGAGCCGCGCGAUGGCGGUGGCCAAUAAGGUCAGUAUCCGGGGCGAUCGGCAGGGGGUGCUGAGCUUGCAGUUCAUGAUCGAGUCCGAUGUCCAUGCUGGGAAUAUCAGUGGGGCCAAGUUGUCGGCCAGAGGGGGGUUGGCGCCCGUGGUCAGUUUCGUGGAUUUUCGGUUCGUGCCGUUGCUGGAUGAUGAGGAGGUUCUUUGAUGGGAAUGGGACGUUUCCCCCUUGUUGCUUGUGUGUUGUCCAGCGUUCUUGACGAAAGAAUAGUGUGAAGGAAAUACCGAUGAUGUAAAUGAACUGCAAUUUUUCCCUCUUACGCCGGCAUAUGCUUUCUGCUAAUGUAUGCGUAUGAUGUACAUAAAGUAA